CCAUUCUCUUAUCCAUCACAAGUAAAUGCAAUCUCUCUAUAAUCUGUACAAGAUGAUGCUAGUCGUCCUAGCUCUUCUCGGCGUCGCGACGGCGGCGGCGGCGGCGGCCGGCGACGUUGUGUCGUACAGCUACCCGGCCUUCAACGCGACGACGACACGCGACGACAGCCUCGUCGCCGCCACCAACGCGUCAAUCCUCACCACCGCCCGCCUCCUCUUCGACCCCGAUUUCCCCCACGGCUUCAACGUCUCCGAGGGCUUCCUGCUCCUCUCCGGCGACAUCGACGUCUGGCGCGACGGCGUCGGCUCCGCCGGGGCGCCGGCUCGCGAGGCAUCCUUCAACACGACGUUCACCGUCGUCGCCGCCGCCUCUCCCGUCGCGUUCGUCGUCCUCCUCGACAGGUAUCCACCGCUCCUUGACCAGAGUGGCCUCCGUGGGAGCAACGUCUCAUCCGCCGCCGAUGGCGACGACGGCAACGCCACGAACAGCCUCGUCGCCGUCGAGGUCGGCACGGUGAAGUCCUACGGCAGAGAGUCCCCCGACGUCGGCCUCAACGUCACCGUCACGCCAAACCGCACUACGGCGCCGAGCGGCAGCACGGUGUGGAUCCAGUACGACGCCGUCGAGCACCGCCUGUCGGUGCACGUCGCCGCCGCCGGCGAGCCACGGCCAUCUAAUGCCCUCCUCGACGUGCCGCUAUACCUCGCCGGCGGGCGCACCACCCAGACCGCGCUCGUCGGCUUCUUUGGCGGGACGAUCGGGGAUAUCAUCGUCGGCGUCCGUGGCUGGGAGCUGACCGUGGAGAGGUUGCGCGGCGAUGACGGCGGCGGGGGGAAGAAGAGGACGUCGUGGGUGGUGAUACUGCUGGCGGUGGUCGGGUCGGUGGCGGGCGUGGCGGCCAUGGUGUCCGUGCUGGUGUGUCGCUUUGUGCGCAAGCGACGACACACGGAACCUAAGCACUAGUAUCAUAUUCAUAUAGGACUAUGUAUAGGUGUAUAAGCUUGUACGUUAACUAGCUUAUUUCGUUUUCAAUAUUUCCUCAUCUUUCUACGGAUUUGUUAUAUAUAGACUUCCUGCGACAGAAAAUUGGAUAAAUAACUUUCGAAUUUUAGGCCGUUGAUUCAUGCAUAGGACUGGAAUUUGAACCA
Molecule: messenger RNA, 1149 nt
Organism: Oryza sativa Japonica Group (Japanese rice)
Lineage: Eukaryota; Viridiplantae; Streptophyta; Magnoliopsida; Poales; Poaceae
Molecular function (GO): carbohydrate binding
Source: RefSeq, a predicted model, not a curated record